AUGAAAGACGAGUUUCUGAAGCAUGAUGACUACAACGUGAUCGUGGUCGACUGGAGCCGAGGCAAUGGGCCCCCGUACACAAAGGCGACGGCCAACACAAGAGUGGUGGGGGCCGAGCUCGCGCUGCUCAUAUCAACUCUGCAGAAUGCGACCGAUGCGUCUCCAGCGGACUUCCACAUCAUCGGCCACAGCCUCGGUGCGCAGAUAGCUGGCUACACCGGCGAGCGCAUCGACAAGAUCGGAAGGAUUACUGGAUUGGACCCCGCCGGUCCGUACUUCUUCCACAUGCCGCCGGCUGUGCGGCUAGAUCCCACCGACGCAGCCUUUGUCGACGUGAUCCACUCCGACGCAAGCCUGCCUUUCAGUAUCGUCUCGAACCUCGGAUUCUUCAACGAUAAAGGGUUCGGGAUCGACCAAUUGGUCGGUCACGUGGACUUCUACCCUAACAACGGGAACCGGCAGCCAGGCUGCCGCAUGCAGCACAUCAACAGUCUUCUCCUGGAAGGCAUGCUGGAGAGCGUUCGACGCCUCGCAGCCUGCGACCACCAGAGAUCGGUGGACUAUUUCAUCGCCACUAUCAACCGGAGGCUAUGUCUGCCCGUCGGGGUGGCCUGCAGGUCUUGGGAAGAAUUCACGGCUGGCCGCUGCGGUGGCUGUGCCUCUGGUCGGGGUCGAUGCGCCGUCAUGGGCUUUCUUGCCGACAAGGUGCGGAGGCUGCCUCGAAGGAGCGGCGACCGUAGUCGGGGAAAUCCCGCCAAGCUUUACCUAAAGACGGACCCGGAGCCACCGUACUGCCGUGAGUGAUACGCGUCAAAAUAUAUAUGUAUAAACUCAUAUAGGCCAUC
Dermacentor silvarum is the source of this 845-nucleotide messenger RNA. Its product is annotated as pancreatic triacylglycerol lipase-like. Bases 1 to 804 code for a protein of 267 amino acids. Gene Ontology annotation, biological process: lipid metabolic process. NCBI's taxonomy places the organism in Eukaryota, Metazoa, Arthropoda, Arachnida, Ixodida, Ixodidae. The record is from RefSeq and is a predicted model, not a curated record. Gene Ontology annotation, molecular function: lipase activity. The transcript is spliced from 5 exons.